Messenger RNA from Protomyces lactucae-debilis, 1599 nucleotides. RefSeq lists its product as uncharacterized. The coding region runs from base 1 to 1599 and encodes 532 amino acids. Gene Ontology annotation, biological process: secondary metabolic process. The record is from RefSeq and is a predicted model, not a curated record. NCBI's taxonomy places the organism in Eukaryota, Fungi, Ascomycota, Taphrinomycetes, Taphrinales, Protomycetaceae. The transcript has 2 exons. Gene Ontology annotation, molecular function: CoA-ligase activity.
AUGCCAUUCAAGUCAGAUACACCAGACGUGGUCAUUCCCAACACAGACCUGGUGUCCUUCGUUCUCGACCAAGCAGCUACAGGCGAUAUCGACAAGCGCAUUUUUGUUGAUGCACUCGACACAACACGCGCAUACACUCUCAGGACACUCCGGGAAUGCGCCAUGUCCUUUGCAGCUGGUCUGCAAACUCUCCUCAAAUUCCAAAAGGGAGAUGUUCUUGCCAUCUUUAGCGCCAACUCGAUCGAGUAUCCUGUCGUUGUCUUUGGCACCUUUUUGGCUGGUGGCACCGUCUCACUCGUCAACCCAGCAUACAAGGCCGGCGAGGUGGUGCACCAGCUGCGCGACUCGAAAACAAAAGUCUUCUUCACCACACCAGACUUGCUAGCAACAGCAACUGAGGCUUGUGCGUCUGUUGGCCUGUCAAAUGACCGCAUCCUGGUGUCGUCGGAUGAUGCAGAUGCUCCACACUCCUGGCAACGCGCUUUUGCCCAAGCAACCAGCUUGACACGCGUACCCUUGGCUUCAACAGACUUGGCAUUCAUCCAAUACAGCUCUGGCACCACAGGCUUGAGCAAAGGCGUUCGGCUCUCGCAAGGCAAUCUUAUUGCCAACUUGUGUCAGUGGGAUGCUGCCGAGACUUACCUCUCCAGCAAGGACUCCCUCAUCUUAGUCCUGCCCUUCAGCCAUAUUUAUGCACUGCAUACGCUCGUCAUGGGCCCUAUUCGUCGGCAGAUGACAUCCUUUGUGCUGCCGCGCUACGAUCCCAAACGAUUCUUGGAGCUGGUUGAUACACAUGGCAUCACCGCUUCAUUCAUUGUCCCGCCUAUUGUAAAGGCCUUGCUGCAGGCCGACACGACCAAGUACAACCUUUCGAGCCUCAAGUUUUUAUGCAGUGGUGCGGCACCCCUUUCGCCAUCCCUUGCGAACCAGGUGUGUGCAACGCUGAAUAUCACUAUUUCGCAAGGAUUUGGGCUGACGGAGACAUCACCAGUCUUGGCGUAUGCGCGGUUCACUGGUGAACCAGGCAAGCAGUACACUGGCUCCGUUGGCAGGUUGUUACCCAACAUUGAGCUCAAGAUUGUGAAUGCCGCUGGAGAUGAGGUGGCUGCGGGAGAAGAAGGCGAGCUGCUCGUCAAGGGACCCAAUGUCAUGCAAGGCUACCUCAACAAUCCAACCGCCGAUGCAAAUGCUUUCACAGACGACGGCUUCUUCAAGACGGGUGACUUGGGAUAUCUCAGCGAUGAUGGGCAAAUCUUCCUGGUUGAUCGUAUCAAGGAGCUCAUCAAGUACAAGGGCUUCCAAGUCGCGCCUGUGGAGCUGGAAAAUAUCCUCAUUCAGCAUCCGCGAGUCCUGGACGUUGCUGUUAUUGGUCGAGAUUGCCAAGAGGAAGUCACUGAAUUGCCUACGGCCUUUGUUGUCCUAAGACCCCAAGCAGCACUGCCAAGCGGCUGGGAGCUGAUUAGCUUUGUUGGCGACCAAGUUGCGGGAUACAAGAGACUGCGGGGCGGUGUUGUGUACUGCGAUAGUAUCCCAAGGCUACCUGCUGGCAAGAUUCUGCGGCGGUUGCUCAAGGCUUCUAGCUUUCAAGCAGUCAUGUAG